CCGUCAUGUUACUAAUAAUAGCAACUGGAGCGAAGGGAAAGUACAGGAAAUUUAUUGUUCAACUCCUUAAUUUUAUUUUCCGAUAGACCUUAAAAAAAGGUCCGAUAUUAAGGAAAAAUGCAGCCAACCGGUGAUUUGGUUCCUCAGAGCAAGCCGCUAUUCGUAGCUGUACACGGAGAGGGCCAGGUGAAGAAUGAGGCAGGAGGGUAUGUAUUCAAGUUGGAUGAUAUGGCGAGAUGCCAGCGCUUUCUCAUCAUGGGAUCAGAGGGAGGGACCUACUAUGUGAAGGAGAAAGAUUUACACAGGGGAAAUGUCAAGUGCAUAGAGAGACUCAUUUCCAGUGGACGAGGCGUAGAAGUGGUUGAUAAGAUCCGUGACAUCAGUGUCAACAGACGCAAUGUCAAGCAGAAUGCCCUGUUGUAUGCGUAUGCAAUCUGUGCCCGCUCAAACAAUAAGGAUGUGAAAAAACGGGCUUAUCAGUACUUGUCGGACAUCUGCAGGAUUCCCACACAUCUGUUCAUGUUCAUCAAGUUCUGUGAACAGGAGAGCAACACGGGGGAGAUGCCUGCUACAGGUACUGGUUGGGGUAGGGCACACAAGCGAGCAAUAAGUAGAUGGUACCUGAACUUUGCCAACAACCCCCAGCUGUUGGCCCGCUACGUCACUAAGUUCAAGAGUCGGGAGGGCUGGACCCACCGGGAUGUCUUAAGAUUGGCCCAUGCUCACACUAGGGAACCAGUUAUGGGUUUCAUCCUGAGGUAUAUUGUCAAAGGCCAGAAGAAGGCUCGAGAGAUGUACAUGUGUGAAGCAGCCCGUCAGACCCAGGAACUAGCUGCUCAGCAGGCCCUGGAUGCAGUCGGGACCCUCUUGGGAGGAAUAGAACACUCCAUGCAGACGACUGAUGCCCAAGAGCUAUGUGAGCUUAUUGACACCCACAAGCUCACAUGGGAGCAAUGCCCAUCCCAGUUGUUAAAGGAUAAAGGUGUGUGGCGCAAGUUGAUUCCGCACAUGCCCAUUGAGGCUCUUGUCAGGAACCUCGGCCGAAUGACACAGAUUGAACUGUUUGAAGGGGAAGAGGGCCGAGAAACUCUGGCUGAAGUUGUGCGCAAGAUCAAGGCCAUCAACCAAGAUCCGGUAAUAGUGGAGGAAGAGGAGGAGGAGGAGGUGAUGGAGACUGACCAGGGGGCACCACAGGUCUCCAGCACGCUGAACAAACGGAACUUCCUGCAUCCUUUUAAGAUCCUGCUGGCACUGGAGACGUAUAGGAACUGCAAUACAGAGCAUAAGAAGGGCAAAUCCACAUGGACUGCAAACAAAGACAUAGUUGAAGCCCUAGACCAGGCAUUUUACCAGGCGUUCAGUCAUGUGGAACCAACAAGGAAGACAUUUUACCUGGGUGUAGAUGUCAGUGGUUCAAUGAGCCAGCCGGUUCUGGGUUCCAGUACUAUUACCUGCCAAGUAGCAGCAGCAGCGAUGAUGAUGACAACAGCAAGAACUGAGGAAACAUGUAUCAUCAGAGGGUUUAGCAACCGUAUGGAGGAGCUGGGUAUAACAGCAGACAUGAAAAUGGAGGACAUCCUGAACCGAAUGAAUCAGAUGAGGUUUGGACAGACAGACUGCGCAAUGCCCAUGAAGGACGCCAUCGAGAUGAAGAGGAAAGACAUUGACGUAUUCAUUGUCUACACAGAUUGUGAAACUUGGGCCGGGAACAUUCAUCCUUGCAUUGCCCUGAACGAAUAUCGCAAGUAUGCUGGCAAGCCGGAUGCCAAGCUGAUUGUGUGUGGAAUGACAGCUACCGAGUUCACUAUUGCCGAUAAAGACGACAAAAACAUGCUGGACAUCUCGGGAUUUGAUUCAAACGCACCCAGGUUGAUCGCUGACUUCGUUCAGGACAAAAUUUAAAAUGGAGAAGAAUUGUUCCUUUAUUUUUAUUGUGUUGAAAUAAUGUUAUGUGAUAAAUUGACUGUUUAGAAUCUUUUUAAGUUGAAAUUAACUGUAAUACAAGUAUGUCUUAAAUGUCUGUAUUUAAAGUGAUUAUUUACAAUGAUGUGUCCUAUGAUUGUUAAUUAUAUAUGAACUAUUUAAGGACAUUUUAUGAACACAGUUGGGUUGUUAAAGUGCUUGGAGUCCAAAGGACUCCAUGCAUACUUAAACCAACCAAACCGCUUUCAUGUUCCCAGUAAUGACACCAAUCAUGCAAUUCUUUCCUUAUAUUUAUCCCAAUUGUUCAUUAUUUCUUUCAUGAAUUGUUAGAAAAAUACUUCAUUGUAUUUAAGAAAACCUAGUAGUAAUUCUUUCUUACCCAUUUUGUAAAUAUAACAACCCAACCAUAACUGGAAACAGUUUAUCAUUUAACGUUACAAUAAUGCAGGAAAAUAAUUACUUUUAAACGUAAAAUUGAAAUGCUAAUAACAACAAUAAGUUUAACAUAUAAUAAAUAAACACUUUCUUGCGUGUUUUUUUUCGCCUGCUGACACAAUACAAACAAUAAAAGAUAAUCAAUUUUCAAUAUACAUGUAUAUUAAUAUGCAAUGAUUUUCAAUCUGAACAUAUCCGAAAAUGUUGCGUACAUUGGAAAAUGUUCACCAUUGCUGAAAGGCAGUUCAUCUAAGGAAUGGAAGUUGAGAUGUUAAUAUAUUAUCAUGAAAUUAAUACAAAUUGUAUAACUGCUAAUUUUGAUAUGUUAGUUUUGAGUCUAUGCAUAUACGUUGUUAACAUAUAUAAGUAAAAAUGUUCUCAAGAUAAAAAAAAAAAUACAUCUGUCAGAGGAGCUAUUGUGAAAAUCACUUCAUAGGUUAAAACCUAAAUAGGGUUUUCUCCGGGCACUCUGGUUUCCCCCCCAACACAAGACCACACUCUCGCGUAAAAUCAUGUCAAUGAGAGUGAUUUAUAAAAUGUUGUAAUAACUUGUUACACAAUCCUUGUAAAAUAAACUCUGCAACAUAAACCUAUAACAUAAAAUAAACUCUGCAGGUUAAACCUAUAACAUAAAUUCUCGGAAUUGACUCAAAUUUUAAACUAUAUCAAUAUGAAUAUGUUAUCAAAACUGACUGAUUGACCCUUUAAUGAUGCAGAGAAUUGGUAGGUGUGUUUUUGAUUUGUAAUCAAUAUUUAUUGUUGUAGGUAUAUGAUACGUACCUAGUUACAAUAUAACAUGUAUUAUAAAAUAAUAAUGUAUGCCUGCCUUAAAUACCUUGGCAAUAACUGUUAAAGUUUUUGAAAUGAAACUUGGUACACAUCUUGUCAAUGACUUCGCACAUGUAUAGCAAAGCCAAUAUUUCUGGCUUUAAAAAUUGACGAAUUAUGCGAUUGGUUUGACUAAAAACAACAAUAAAUGUGUGCUUGGGAUGAUCUUGAUGUACUAGUUUUUGUCCAUGCAUUUCAUGUUUUUAUCAUAAACAGUGUGUUAUCCCAUUUUUUGCAUUGUUUCUUUCUAUAUUCAAAGCAUUUUAAGACAUUAAACUGGACCACUGUGUUGUGGAUUGAAAUUGUCAUUCAUCUAAUAACUCUGAAAUAAACUUUAUCAUCA
Mya arenaria is the source of this 3529-nucleotide messenger RNA. RefSeq names its product RNA-binding protein RO60-like. The record is from RefSeq and is a predicted model, not a curated record. Gene Ontology annotation, cellular component: ribonucleoprotein complex. Bases 118 to 1902 code for a protein of 594 amino acids. Lineage: Eukaryota; Metazoa; Mollusca; Bivalvia; Myida; Myidae. The transcript has 10 exons. Gene Ontology annotation, molecular function: RNA binding.